This is a messenger RNA of Zeugodacus cucurbitae (melon fly), 937 nucleotides long. Its product is annotated as C-type lectin 37Db-like. Gene Ontology annotation, biological process: biological process involved in interspecies interaction between organisms. Gene Ontology annotation, molecular function: carbohydrate binding. The transcript is spliced from 3 exons. Gene Ontology annotation, cellular component: external side of plasma membrane. Lineage: Eukaryota; Metazoa; Arthropoda; Insecta; Diptera; Tephritidae. The record is from RefSeq and is a predicted model, not a curated record. The coding region runs from base 86 to 703 and encodes 205 amino acids.
CCACUUGCGUUGCUGUACAGCAUUUAAGUAGAGAACACUGACAAAAACAGUUUUAAGCGCAGCCAAGUGUAUCUUAAACACUGAAAUGGUGAAUUUUAUACGAAUUUGUUUGGUAUUUUUAAAUAUUUUUGCUAUUCUCGUGAGUAGUUCGGACUCUGCUGAAAAUGAAAAUCAUUAUCCUUUCGUGAAAAUCGGUAGCAAGUACUAUUUUAUAAAUGCAUAUUUGAAGAUGAACUGGUUCGCCGCUUCUUACUACUGUCGCUCUUAUGGCGGUGAGUUGGCGCAUAUUGAAUCGCCUGAAGAAUUAGAGGCACUGCAAAUAUAUAUUUUUUCUCAAAAUAUAUCAAAGCAAUUUUGGAUUGACGGCAAUGAUUUGGCAACCGAAGGAACAUUUAUGUCACACACCACUGGACGACCCUUGAUCUACACCAACUGGCUAGAAAAUAAUCCAAGCAAUUCAAAUAAUGAAGAUUGCAUUGAACUUUAUCUCUACGAUAAGAAACUGCUAAUGAAUGAUAUUAAAUGUGAUGACGAAUUAUUAGCGCUUUGUCAGUAUCGCGCACCUACCAUGUACGGUAAUGCAAAAAUUUCUUUAAUGAAUUCAUCUGAAAAUUGUAUGCUGAAGAACUUAGCUGAGGCUUUGACGCAAGCGGCCGAUAUUUGUAAUUCAUGCUCGCAACAUGCACUCCAGCCAACGGCAUAGUGAUUGUGCGGGAGUUUGUUAAAAUAUAAUAUAUAUAAUGCAAUAUAAAGAAAAGAGGAAAGCUCAUCCAAAGUGUACCAUUUGCUUAAAUAUAUGACUUAGUUCCACAUAUAUCUUUAUAAUACUACUUUAAUCCUUAUAUAUAUCUUAUGUUAAUAACAAACAAAAAUACAAAGAAGGUGUAUCUUUUUAUGUGUUUAGACACUGUGGAAACUGCAAGGAUUAAACUAAAUA